Messenger RNA from Nerophis ophidion (straightnose pipefish), 1746 nucleotides. RefSeq lists its product as uncharacterized. The transcript is spliced from 2 exons. The record is from RefSeq and is a predicted model, not a curated record. Lineage: Eukaryota; Metazoa; Chordata; Actinopteri; Syngnathiformes; Syngnathidae. Bases 682 to 1746 code for a protein of 354 amino acids.
UCUGUCAAAUUGAUGACGUCACUAAAGGGGUUGGCUCCAAGGCCAAGUGCCCGUCUAUUUAGGGAGGAGUCGGGAUCUUGCUCAGGGGUUGCUGAGUAGAGGCGCAACAGUUUUUGAAUGUGCCAGGCUGGUAUUUGUUUACUCCCUUUUAUUUUCUGUUUUUGUACAAAGUGUGUUGUAUAAAUGUGACCUUAUGAAAUUAAAUAUUUUUGUUAAACAUGGACACAAUUUUGAACAUCAAUUAUUAGCCGGCUGCACAAGUCUGAACUAGCUUCAUUUAUAUUCGGCAACCAGUAGCAGUAAAAGUAUAGGACUUUACCGCUACAUUUAAGUCAAAAACUGCCUCACCUAAAGGCGAGUUGUUUAUUGGGAAGCAACAAGCUGCGAGGCUUGUUUAAGAAGAGGAUCGCACUUGCCACUGUCAGUGUUUGAUUGGCAGCCGGCGGCGGAGGAAACGGAUUGGCGAAGCGGCGGGCACAUUCCUGCAAUCAAGCUCAGCAUCGACAGCCCCGAGUCCCACUGGAGAGCAACAGGGUCGCUCAUCGGGGACAGCAGCAGCAGGAGCAGGAGCACCUGCAGAUCAUCUCAUCGGACCAAGCCGCGCAAGUGCUUGGUCCGAUACCACAGCGUUGAGUGUGGCUGACAAACUUUGACUUUUCCAAAUGGAGGAGGAGGGAGCACAUGCAUGCGCUGAUGAACAUAAACAGCCACAAGGGGACACUGUGGCUGAACAGGAGAAUGUUGGACAAUGGGUUGAAGGUAAAAAUGACACUCAAAGCUCUAAGUCACAAAAUUGAAAGUUUGCAGGGGGAAAGAAAAUCAAAGUUGCAAAGACUCUCAAUACUAAAAGAGGGGGUCAUUGCUGUGAUAAAUGACGAAACACGUUCACAUGAGCUAAAGGAGGAAUUUAGCAGGUUUAUAGAUUUAUAUCAUGAAAUUAGAAAAGUGCACAUAACUUUGUUGUCUCUGUUGCCAGAAUAUGAGAGUACUAAACAUGAGACAUGGUACAAAGCAAAAAUGUUGAAUUUUGAUGGUUUUAUUGAAAAGGUUGACAGGUUGAUGUGUUUUCAAAAUGAUGAUGAGGUUGAAAAUAAGAGUUCCGCUGUUGAUGGUUUUGAAAAUGAAAGUGUACAACCCCACAACAGCAUUUCAAAUGUUCCAUCUAUUGUCUUAUCAAAGGUCAUUCAAUCCACAGUCUCAAACAAAAGCAAAAUGUCUUCCACUUCUUCUGCUCGCAUAAUAGCAGAGGCAGAUAUGGCAGCACUUGUCGCCCAUGCUAUUGCUUUAAAAGAGAUCCAUGCAUUGGAGGCGCAGGCAGCAGCUCUAAAGAGGAAACAAGAAGAGCAGGCAGCAGCUCUAAAGAGGAAACAAGAAGAGCAGGCAGCAGCUCUAAAGAGGGAACAGGAGGAACAAGCAGAGGCCAUAAGGAGAAAAAAGGAGCAAAUGGAGUUGGAUGCUGAAAUAGCAGCCCACAAUGCUAAAUUGUCUGUCCUCCAAGAAGCCAGUGUUUCUGGCAGAAGCCAAAAGUCUGAUGGAAUGGAGUCCUAUUACAGGCAAGGGACAAAACCGAAAAAAGUGCCUACCCGGCCUGUACAACAACUUCAGCCAUCUGUUAAAGCUGCUCCUUCAGAGCUUCACACAGCCAAGAAUGCCCCAAACAAGGUCCAUUCACACCCUCAACCAAACAACCAACCACUUCGCUCGUCAACUUUGGAUCCUGUGGAAAACCAAUCAAGGCAAAAUUGA